AUGAGUUUCGCACGACCGGUACCAUCUAAAAGCAGUGGCAUUUCGACGGUUAUACCUCCAUUACCUGUUUUACCAAAACUACCGUCUCGUUUGCAGACAAAAUGCGCAUCUAUUCUUCCAAAUACAACAAAAAAAGAAACAAAAUACCAAGAAAAUCGAAGGGAUACCCAAUUAUUUUCAAUAAAACAUUCAAAUGACCUUGAAGAUAUUGUGAAUAAUCUAUCUACAAUUGUCAAGCGAUCUGAAGCAUUGUUAACGCCUGUUAAACCACAAAUAACAACAACGAUUCGUCGUGCAUCAUCAUUACAUUUAACUAAAAUUGAGUUAGAUCGACGAAAAUUCUCAAGUUCAAUCGUCAAAUCAUCUGAUUUACAUAGUAAUUUCUCAGAAUCCAAAGAUGAUAAUCGAGCUAAAUUUCAUGAUUCAAUUUCUGAUCGAUCAAGUGAAUGUAGUACAAGCGUAUCUAAUACUAUACCACGUCGUACUUCAAUUCGAUCGUUAUAUAAUGUAGAGAAAUAUUCAGGCAUUAAAUGUGCUUUACCAUCAUUUACACCGACAAUGCCUCAUACAUUUCAACGCUUAGAAAAACAUUAUACACCAAUGAAAAAUAAACAAGCAAAUACCACAACUUCGAUUGUUCACAAUCAAAUAACACCAGCAAAGACAAACAGUCGAGAUACAAGUCCAUGGCGAUUACGAUUUGAAAAAUUUCUAAAACACGAAGAACCUACUCCAAUAUCACCGUCAGCAGAAUCAGUUGUUUCUAAUAAAUCUAGAACUUCAUCAUUGGGUAAAGAAAAUCGUACACCAUCGUUUCGUCUGCCAGCACGACGAACAAGCAAAUUCAACCUACCGUCAUAA
Messenger RNA from Rotaria socialis, 861 nucleotides. NCBI's taxonomy places the organism in Eukaryota, Metazoa, Rotifera, Eurotatoria, Philodinida, Philodinidae. The record is from the annotation of a GenBank genome assembly.